Messenger RNA from Verticillium nonalfalfae, 333 nucleotides. It is a transcript of the gene RPP2B, whose product is annotated as 60S acidic ribosomal protein P2. Gene Ontology annotation, molecular function: structural constituent of ribosome. Bases 1 to 333 code for a protein of 110 amino acids. Gene Ontology annotation, cellular component: ribosome; cytosolic large ribosomal subunit. The transcript has 3 exons. The record is from RefSeq and is a predicted model, not a curated record. Gene Ontology annotation, biological process: cytoplasmic translational elongation; translation. NCBI's taxonomy places the organism in Eukaryota, Fungi, Ascomycota, Sordariomycetes, Glomerellales, Plectosphaerellaceae.
AUGAAGCACCUCGCGGCUUACCUCCUCCUCACCCUCGGUGGCAACACCUCUCCCUCCGCCGCUGAUGUCAAGGCCGUCCUUGAGUCUGUCGGUGCUGAGGUCGAGCAGGAGCGUCUUGACCAGCUUCUCUCCGAGCUCGAGGGCAAGGACAUCAACGAGCUCAUCGCUGAGGGCUCCAACAAGCUCGCCUCCGUCCCCUCGGGCGGUGCUGGCGGUGCUGCCCCCGCUGCUGGUGGCGCUGCUGCCGCCGGCGGUGACGCUCCCGCGGAGGAGGCCAAGGAGGAGGAGAAGGAGGAGUCCGACGACGACAUGGGCUUCGGUCUCUUCGAUUAA